Messenger RNA from Aspergillus niger, 555 nucleotides. RefSeq lists its product as uncharacterized. The coding region runs from base 1 to 555 and encodes 184 amino acids. The record is from RefSeq and is a predicted model, not a curated record. Lineage: Eukaryota; Fungi; Ascomycota; Eurotiomycetes; Eurotiales; Aspergillaceae. The transcript is spliced from 2 exons.
AUGCAGCUCAAGAACCUGAUCUUCGCCGCCGCUACUGCCGCCGCUCUCCCGGCCACCGACGCCGCCACCAACGAGCCCUUCGGUGUCAUCUCCAUCCACUCCGGCUCCGGUGUUCAGUAUGCUCCUAUCAACGCCGCCCUUGGCAGCAUCUUCGCCGGCCUGAAGAGCCAGAACGCUAGCUGCUCCAACCCCCAGGACCAGACCGCCACCUUCUUCCUCGACGACGGUGCUCUCUACCUGUACGACCAGUCUGCGACUCCCCAGGAGCUCUACGUUGACCGCUCCGGCAUGGGCCAAGGCAAGAUCGGAUACACCACCGGCGCUCAGCCCGCCCCCAAGAACGGUGAACGCAAGGGCUGGUCCAUCGACGCGAACAACCACCUGCAGUUCGGUGGAAAGGACCUGAUUGCCUGCCCCAACAGCAUCGAGGGUGCCUGGAGCAUCUGGGCUGAUGCUGGUGUUGCGAAGCCCGGCUACAACGAGGGCUGUGAGGGUAUUGCUGCCCGUGUCGAGGUCAGCAAGAACCCCAACGUUUGCUCUUACACUUCCAACUAA